Molecule: messenger RNA, 3448 nt
Organism: Cynoglossus semilaevis (tongue sole)
Lineage: Eukaryota; Metazoa; Chordata; Actinopteri; Pleuronectiformes; Cynoglossidae
Gene: rbm25b
Product: RNA binding motif protein 25b
Exons: 17
Coding region: 279-2690 (803 amino acids)
Biological process (GO): regulation of alternative mRNA splicing, via spliceosome
Cellular component (GO): spliceosomal complex
Molecular function (GO): mRNA binding
Source: RefSeq, a predicted model, not a curated record
UAUCACUGCCACACAUUUAAAAAUUGUUCUGAUCGUUGAAUAAAGUAGUCAUAGAUUCGUAAUGCUAAACACUGCUGUCGCAUCAGCCACGCACCGACGUGCAAAUGAAGCGCACACGUGAUCCGAUACCACGCAUGCGUCAAAUCUACCAAAGGCCCGGUAGUAGCCGGUGUGCUAUUCGAAUAAGCGACAACUUUCAAACGUUUUCCACUAUUCUGACGGUAUUUUAACCUGUAUUCACACACCCCAAAUAGAGGUUGGUCCAGUUUACCUCUAGAAUGUCCUUCCCCCCUCACCUAAACCGGCCGUUGUUGCCACCUCCUGGCAUUCCUCCACAAUACGCUGGAUUCACCUCAGGAGCGCCAAUGAUCCCUGUUCACAUGGGUAUAAUGGCUCCGUCUCCUGCAGUGAUGGUUUCUUCCUUGGCAGUGGUCAGCAAGCCUCCAGUUCCCAAGAAAGAUGUUCAGGCAUUGCAAGCAAAACAUGAUGAGAGCAGUGGGCCCACCACCACUGUAUUUGUAGGGAAUAUAUCAGAGAAAGCUUCAGACAUGCUCAUCAGACAGCUCCUUGCGAAAUGUGGGAUUGUUUUGAGUUGGAAGAGAGUCCAAGGAGCCUCUGGCAAGCUUCAAGCUUUUGGAUUUUGUGAGUACAAGGAGCCAGAAUCUACGUUACGAGCCUUGAGGCUGCUGCACGACUUGCAGAUUGGCGAUAAAAAUCUUCUCGUGAAGGUGGAUGCAAAGACAAAGGCUCAGCUGGAUGAGUGGAAGGCUAAGAAAAAGACUCUGAACGGAAAUAAAAAGGCAGAAAGUGGAGGAGAUGAUGAGGAAGAGGUUCUAGACGAGGAGACUACAAAGAAGGAUCAGAUUGUUAAAGGUGCCAUCGAUAGCUUGAUGCGGGAGUAUGCGGCCGAACUGAACGCACCGUCACAAGAUGAGGACUCCCAGCGACGAAAGAGGAAAAAAGAGAAAAAGGAAGAGGAUGACAUCAAUGCUAUUGAUAUGGAGGAGGACAAGAGAGACCUGAUUUCAAGAGAGAUUAGUAAAUUUCGAGACACCCACAAGAAACUGGAAGAGGAGAAGGACAAGAAGGAAAAGGAACGGGUGGAGUUUGAACGGGAAAGGAGGGAACGAGAAAAGGAGCGCGAGCGAGAGAGGGAGCGACGCGACCGCGAGAGGGAGAAGGAACGGGAGAGGGAACGGGAAAGAGAGCGCGAACGGGAGAGAGACCGAGACAAAGAUCGUGACCGUAGGACCAGAGAAAGAGAACGAGAUAGAGAUUGGGAGACGGACAGAGGCGGAGACCGAAGCCGCUCCAGGGAGAUAAGUCGAGACCGAGACAGAGAAAAGAAGAGAGACCAGGAGGAUGAGGAGGAGGCGUAUGAACGAAGGAAACUGGAGAGGAAACUUAGAGACAAAGAAGCAGCCUAUCAGGAGCGCCUUAAAAACUGGGAGCUCCGGGAAAGGAAGAAAUCCCGGGAUUACGCUAAAGACACAGAGAGAGAAGAUGAGCGUCGGCGAGAAAUGAUCAAAGAAGGCAAAAGGUUAAAAGAGUUCCUUGAAGACUAUGACGACGACAGAGAUGACCCAAAAUACUUCAGGGGCAGUGCACUGCAGAAACGCCUGAGAGACAGAGAAAAGGAGAUAGAAGCAGACGAGCGUGACAGGAAGAGAGAGAAGGAGGAGCUGGAGGAAAUCAGACAGAGGCUGUUAGACGAGGGGCAUCCAGACCCAGACGCUGAGCUGCGCAGGAUGGAAGAGGAGGAGGAGGAGCGUCUGAGACAACCUACCAUCCUCCAGGAACUGGAGCCCGCAGAGGUGCGUGAGCAUCGCAGAAGUUCACGAGACCACCGGGAACGCCGAGGGGAAGCACAGCAGUCCCAAGCGCGGCCCCCCCACUCAGAUGAUGAUGUAGAAGAAGGCGAGGGUGAAGGAUAUGACAAUGAUGUUGAAAUCCCUGAAACAAAGGUCAGCAUAAAGCCCAAGAUGAGGCCGAUUACUGCUGCACCCUCGGUGUCAUCGGUCAGUGCCAAUGGGUCUCCCAACACACCAGGAGAUGAGUCGCCUUGUGGCAUCAUCAUUCCGCAUGAGAACUCGCCUCCAGAUGCCCUGCCGCAUGAGGAAAACCGACCAAAGUUUGGCCUCAGUCUCAAACUAGGUGCUACAGGAAGUCCCAGUCAACCCAAUGUCGGUAAAAGGAAGAAGCUCCCAGUGGACAGUGUCUUUGAUAAGUUUGAUGAUGAAGAGGCCGAUGAGCAGCCGCGCAAACGUAAACUGGUGCCACUGGACUACGAUGAUGACAAGAGCCUGGGAGUGGACGGCGCUGGACUUGCCAACAUCAAGGGUGCCAACUCUGAAGAGAAACGCAAACACAUCAAGAGUCUAAUAGAAAAGAUUCCUACGGAAAAACCGGAACUGUUCUCGUACUCGCUGGACUGGACCAUGGUGGAUACGACGUUAAUGGAACGACGCGUUCGUCCCUGGAUCAACAAAAAGAUCAUUGAGUACAUCGGAGAGGAAGAGGCGACAUUAGUGGACUUCGUGUGCUCCAAGGUGAUGGCCCACAGUAUGCCACAGAGCAUUCUGGAUGAUGUUGCCAUGGUUCUUGACGAAGAAGCUGAGGUUUUCAUAGUGAAGAUGUGGAGGUUGCUCAUCUAUGAGACGGAGGCGAAAAAGAUUGGGCUGGUAAAAUGAGGAAAAAGAAAGACGGAGAGAUGGACUUUGUUUUUAUAACGUAUUACUAAAACUGGUCUUUUGGUCCCCCAUCUUAACAAAUCAAGUUGUCUGCAGAAGUGGAAACUGUGAAAUUGGAAACUUCAUUCUGACAUUUACGUCCCGUGGCUGUACGUCGACACACAGGCUGAAACCACGUCUCUUUCUGUUUAGCUGUAGCUAACUCUGUAUGUAAAUUAAUGUAAAUACAGUACGUCACUGUAUGAAGUGAGAGGAAUCUGCUGACAGACGGGAAGAUGAGCUGCUGUGCUGCCACACAUGUUGUUUGUGUCCACACUGACAGACAUUUAAUUGGAAGGCUUUAUCUGCAGGCAGUCUACCAGUGGCAGGUUUACUGCCUUCAUCAGCUACAAUACUUAAGGUAAGAUGAUGUUCAGGACAACCAGGAUGUGAUUAUAAUUUGCAGUACAUAGUUAUUUAUUCAGUCUGAAGUUGCUGUCUGAGCUGUGGUAAGGAUGUCCAACUGUAAUUGUUUUUCCAGUAACAUUCCAGACGAAUAAUUGGAGCGGUUCUUUGUCUUUAACUAAGCGGUGUGAGAAAGGGAUCCACAAAGUGUUUCUCAAGUUAGGUUGUGAUGUCCCUUUUGAAAUCCACACCAAAUUCAUAACCACUGAAGAGGAAAGAAAAACGGAGAAGCUGUAGUUCAUUAAAAGAUGAAGGUGCUCUUGAUAGUUUUUGUAUCAAUCGACAUUUGAAUAAAAGUGAAUGUUUGUUUUGUA